AGACACCGCAAACUCUGCCCGGACCCUCUCCAUAGCUCCCAUCUUUCGGUGUUUUGGCGCCAAAGGCUGGCGGGCCGUGGCGCUACCAACGCGCUGAUGUUUAGCGGCAACACAACCAGCGAUAGUUCAGCGGCAGUAGCGAAUUCUCAGGCUGUCGUAGUCGAUAUUGCCAAGCAGCAGCAGCAGCAGCAACAAGCGGAUUCGCUUGGACCGGGUUACUUUUGCAAAGGACGGCUCCCGAAGGAAGGUUUCUGCUGGUUAAAGUAAAGACCGUGCUGAAAUUCCAUGAACUAGAGGUAUCAGUAAAAGGCGAAGCACUCUUUGAAUAGCAAUAGAAAGACGGUGCCUGUCCCCGUCCGUCAGUACCUGACGAUUGGUGUCAACUCAAUCGGCUCAGAGCGACAGGCAAACGUGAACUGGAAUGGUGUAAAAUGUGCGAUGGAGCCAACGUCUACUGCACGCUAAUGUUCGUUCCAUAGCUGUUCUUGCCAGAAAUUAAUCGUCUUAUCUCUCACCGUAGAAGUCAACAUACGAAAACGAAGGAGUUUUGCCCCUCCUUCUCCUCCUGGUGGUGCCCAGCUCUGUUAUCGUUAGUAGCCUAUUGCCUGCGAGGAUCAGUAUUGAACAGAGAAGAGUGUUCAUUAAUCAGUACCUUGCUUGCGCCAAAAAUAACUUGAACGUGGACCAAUGAGGUCACUUGCUGCUGAGAGAUAAGUGAGUUAAUGAGUGUGCCGCUGGAAAAACGAUACUGCGAAAAGAACUUGCGUAGGAAGUAGGGCUGUAUCUGGAUCUGUUAAAGAACACUGGUAUACACACGCUUACCCAUCGACAGCGUCAAGCGAUACCGUCCACUGUACCUUACAAUGUGUGACAUGACAUAGCGGAGUAGACAGAUCACAAAAGACUUGAAAAUCAUCAGCGUACUCGGCAUGUUUUACGUCGGAUUGGAGCGAGCAACUGACACCAAGAGCAGAGGUUCCGUACAACGAAAGCGAUAUGCAUGUCUUCUAGGGAACUUUUUAAGGAGCAGAAAAGCGUCAUUUUCGAUUUUUGUCAAAAAAGAUCUUUCAUAUAGAUACCGUGUUGUUUAUGGUGUUGGCAAGAAUACCUUAGCCAACCAGUUUGUACAGCAGAAAGUCAUAAUCAAUCCCAUCAAGUACAAUUUUUUGGUCGAAAUCUUGUAUAUACAGGUGGGUUUUUGUUAUUGAAGAACGUGUGACGCGUGCAGCAAUGGUGUUGCGUGGAUUAGAUAGGUAAGAUCGGUUUGGUCAAAACAGUAUAACUAUGAAAGUUCGUAAAUUGCAAGCAAUUCUAUACACAAUUACUUUUUGAUUACAAAGCACUUUAUCAACAUAACACGUACUUUGUUAUAAAAAGAGCUAUAUCAGAAAUACCGUCAUGUAUGCUUCUCUAUUGACGAGAGUAAUUUGCAUCAUGUGAGCCCAUCGUUAUAUACGGCGCCAUUUAAUUGCUUGCAGGAUUGAGCAGUUGACGCGAAAUUGGUCAUUCCGAAGACAUAGCUGUUUUCUUUUCGGAUAGUGAUCAAAACCCUGUACAAGCAUCGAUCAUCUUAUCUGAUUUUGGAUUUAAAGGCAAUAAUUACUGUUGCCCAUGCAUAGAAGCGCGUACGUCUGUUAUAAAGAAAACGCUUGAUGCGACAAAAAAGAGUUUCUGGUUAGGUAGACUGAAGUCACAAUGGGAAGUAGCCUUGAGGUUAAUGAUCGAACAAAGAUAAUUAUUUUUCUAACCGUUAAAUAUUCGUGACGUGUUACAGUGGUCUUCUACGUUUCAUUGUUAUAACAGGACAGUCUCAGCGUUCCUUUUGUUUAUUUAGUUCCUGCAAAGGCCUGACUUGCAGGAACCGCCGCCCAGUUUUACGUUACAGAGAAAACACGGUUGCCACUUUGUGCUUUCCAUCAGAUAGCUUGUACAGUAUCACCACCGAACGUGCUGACUAAAAGUAUUAUUUAUAUUAGUUUCUCACGCAUGACCCGCACAGACGGUAAAGGACGUGAUUAUUUAUUAAAUCACUAUUGUUAUUAUUAAGAAUACAUUACGGCUGGACAAUACAACGAUACUAAGUGGACCAUUAUAAUAUACAUGUUGAUAACAAGCGACUAAAUUAGCAAUUAUGAGGGCAAAACUCAGUAUCCAAUCAGAUAUACCCGUGCUUUUAUUAACGUGUAAUUGUAAAGACUCAAUUAUUGUCCAGUUAUUAUUGGAAUACAGUCUAACCGCUGAUGGAGCACUUAUCCCCAGAAGGCAGCUCCGUGGGCCUUUCUAUAGUACAUAAACUAUAUGAAACGACCUGUCUGGCCAUAUAAACAUCCAGUUCAGUUCAGAAUUUGUCUUAGACGAUACAGCACGAGGGUGAAUAGCGCGUCAUGGCGCUGGUAGCGGAGAGCCAGAGGUUGCAUCGCCGUCGACAGAACCUAUUCACGAACUGCUGGUACUAGUUAUUGUUCGGUAGUAGCAAUCCUCGGUUUGAGCCUCACGCUGCGUGAUGCCUGCUAUAUCGUCUUGUUGAUGAUGUCGCUAGUCUAUCAACACAUACUGUGAAUGUCUGCAUCUGUGUGUGAUCAACAACAACAACACCCAAAGAACCAUCAGGAUCUAUCAGGACAAAACAGACUGGCUGUGUGUACAUGCUCGGGCUUAUUUGGUUGGCCAACUAUGGGUACCCCACAAAACACCAGCUGCAGAUCGUUGUCAUCUCACUACGACGGCCUGAGCGCCUGGACGUGGUGGAGUGUCUACGACCGAAGGACCGCGCCGGCUGCCCGACAACUAUCCCACCAAAGGCUCAUUUGUGCUCGUCUAGUCCAGAGUGAUAGCAUAGCGUUGUGUCUGGGUGUAUCUGUGUGUCUGGGGAUGUAGAAAACCGCUGCUCAAGGCUGAGAAAAGUUGCUGUGAGGGGCUAGUGGUUGAAUGAUACUGUUUUCGCUAUCACCACUGCCUCCAUCACCUACUAUGCCUGAAAGCUCCGGUGCCAUUCGUUUUAUGUCACAGUCUGUGCCCGGCCUAUAUUUUUGGAGGGGUCCUCUUGUGGGCGACCAGCGCGUCGCAGGAGAAGAAGAGAGGAAGAGACAAAGUUUAGAUGGUCAGAAGAUGGCAACAUACGUAGCGUAAAUAAUAACUUCGUUGUUAGAUCUACAUCGUCAUAGUAGACGCACCAAUUGGCAGAAUGUUCCUGAUAUCACUAAACAAUAGAAUUUCGUGUAGAUGAACAGACAGGAAAAUUACAUGACAUGAAAAUUAAUUAGUAGCGCUGAUGAUGAUGAUAAUGGUGAAGAAAGUGUAAAAUAAGAUAACGAUCGCAAAUGAUAUUGGAUCCAUGGAUGUCAAAUGAUCAUAGCACUUAAUGCGCAAGGAUGAGGCCGAAUACUUGAAUGUUUCAUAGUAUUGCGCUACGUUUACCGAAUAUUAUUGCAAAUAAUUUCGAUCGCGUACUUGUCGACUGUCUAUAUAUAAUUUACGAAGCGUUUAGCAAGACCGCAACGCAGUUUCAUUCGAAGUAACUACCAAUUUGGAUGAGUCUGCUUACGCUGAAUAAGCGAUUCAAGUCCCCGAGGAUAACGAGUGGCUUUCUGGACAAGUACACGUGUUUCAUGAGAUCCCAUGGCCAAAUGGCCGAGUAAUGACUACCGACUGUAACAUCAGAAUACAGGAGGAGAGGAAGAUGCAUUUCGAACCGAGAAGAGUGAAGAAUGACGCUAGAGAAUCAUCCCAAGCUAAGAAGAAAUUGCUACUCAAUGCAUACGGUGGUCUCUACAGUGUCCUAUUCAAUUCUACGAGAAAUUCGCUAAAGGCACAGUUCUUAAGCAAAUUUUUUAUAGUCGAUAACGGAUUAUCCUGUUCACUUUUUCUCCGGCGCUAUGGAGCGCAGAGCCGUUCUUACGCCACUAUCACCGCUCGACGUUACUCCACUGUAUGACGGCAUAUCGAAUAUGCUUAAUCUGGAAAGGAUGGAGUCGCACCCUUCAGCUGUUUCUCCGGAUGAGGAGGUCAUUCGACUUCGGGGCCGACGAUCGUUCGAGCCGCAUUCACCAAUCAAUAUUGCUCGAUACAGCUCACAGAACAUCAGCCCGAUGAAGAAAGUCAAAUCUCCAGCUAAAGUCCUCCAGUUCCGUUCACCCCGCAAACGUCUUCAGAUGGAUUUGGUUGACGGUGUCGGUGGAACCCCUCGUGGUCCCUCAUCACCAGCAAAAAGGUUCCGUGUUUCGCUUCAUGGCCUUGAUGAACGAGCCUCAGACCCAGUGGCACAGUUACAUUCCCUAAAUAAGGGACAACUGCGAGGCCUGCUUCAACGUGCUUUGUCGGAAGAGGCGGUGCGCGCGCAGUUAGCACCACAUAUGCCGGCUCCAGAUCUCACUCGAAUGGAAGCUAAACUGCAGCAGCGCUUAAGAGCAGUUCAGGUGGCUCAAGGAGGGGCAGGACGGCAUCACUCGCAACCGAGUCCACCAACGUUUUCUAAGAGGCUUCAUCCUGUUCUUGAUGAAUUUCGAACGAAGAUUACCUCACAUGUCGAGGGUCUGCUCAAAGAUGGUAUGCUCAUUAUAGGUGAACAAUGGACCGGUGGGGUGGAGUAUGUCCUUUUAGCAUGGCCGUAUGUUCGCCAACUACCCGAAUGGCGCGAGCAGGUACAGAAUCGAACACGACUCGCCUGCUUUAAAUUACUUGCUGGACUUCUAGCUACCUGUCUACCGCGGUGUUCUAACCUUACUGAUGCGCAUAAGGAGACGCUUGCGCGAAGAAUUUCAGCUAUGAAGCCUGACUGUCCACAAGUGGUUUUACCGCUAGUGAGCGCGUUGCAUGCCGAUACCACUCCAGCCAACUGACGUCUCAUCCUCGAGAGACAGCAGCCUAUAAACAAGAACUUACGGUAACGAAACAUCGAAGUUUUCCUUUGCAAGAAACAAGCGAAAGGCUUCCCGCUAUUCACGCAUGAAUACCACUGACUGGAUAUUUGUCAUUUAUAAAUAUCCUCCAAUGAUGGCCCUGCAAAAUCACCACUUAAGUGGUCGUCACCGGACUAUACCGAAAAAUCUUGCAGAUGAUCUAUGCAUCGUAUGUUUUAUCUGCGUGUGGGCGAGGAAGUUCAGUAUCUUCACUGCAGCAAGCACUGUAUCUAAAUAUGAUAAAUAAGUAUGAACAGUGUUAUCUAAUAACUAUUACGAUGGCUUUGAGCACACUACAUACACAAAUCAACUCUGACGGAUUCACAUGACAGUUUAUGCGAAGAAUUUUUGCCGUCUCUUAAUUAUGAUGUACCUGCGCGAUGAGACACACACAUACGCGAACACGACUAUAUAUCGUUACAUAUGUAGCACACACAAAAUAGAUAUUUUGAAAAUAGGGAUAAUAUAGAAAUAUUCGAUACAGAAUCAAAGUAACUUCGAAGGGAAUGCCUUAAUGGUCGAUCUUCACUAAUUUACUUAAAGACCAAGAUUCAUAUGACAUCUUAUGUAAACGUUCGAUUAAAUUUCAAACGAACAGAAAAAAACCGUGUAUCGUCAACCAGUAUCUAGAAAUAGAAUUAAGUUUAAACAAAUGAGUCGUUACAUAUUAUGAAGGACGGUCUCAUCUCAGGCAUUUAAGUAUAAAAAGUUCGCUUGAAGCACCAUUGUAGUCGAUCUUGCGUGCGACCGUUUUUCUUCGAGCAAUAAAUUUAGUCAAACAAGAAAACAAAUAAAAAAAAAUAUCUAGCGUAUUGCAUUUACCAUAAAAAGCUCACAAAUCGCAGUAGUCUGGAUCUGCGUCUGCGCAGUGUCACGCGAACAGUUGCGAAAAGCUACAAAGAAGUACGAUAGGUACAUCGGCAUUUACCUAUUGAUUAUACAUAAAGAAAGACUGCGUACGGCCGGCCGCAUUAAGACAUCGUUUUAUAGCGGCUUGCACCAAUAACUAUUUUCUCAGCAAGUCAAUCGACAAGCAUCUAUUCAAAAUGCAUACGUACUUGCCAAACAAAACAAGGAAGGAUUAGUGUGUUCCAAUAUUUAUCGAAUCCAUCAUGAACUGGGCAUGAUCCUGGUUUUUGAAAGAGAGAAAGAAAAUCUUUCUCUAACCUAAUCUUGUUUGUUAUUGCUUUGUUUAUAUUGUGACGUCAACAUAAAUUUGAUAGUUUAGCUAAGUGAGCCACGCGUCGUUUUCCAGACAGUAGGAGUCUAACGAAAUACGCAGGAUUAGACGGAGCCUUUAGCUACCGUGCCAUUAUAAGCGUAAACUAAUUCCGACGUGCAACAUCAGACACAAAUUUCGUUCUGCAAAAAUAAAUCACAGUCCUUCUCUAUUUAAUACAGCCUGUCGUUAUAAUAUCAUUGUUAAGAAAUAUAGACUCCCUCUGUAAAUUUAUACUGUGACUUUAACAUAGCAGUUAUGUGCGUCUUGCAAAAAGAAAUCGAGAUUAUAUUGGCACACACUGGGUCUCUUUUAAACAAUCGGUGCCUACAAGAGUAAUUCCCCAAUAAAAUGCUCUAGUAAAAGGUGAUCUGUACAAGGUUAAAAGAAGUGGAUGCCAUCGUUUCUGUACGUGCCCUUAGGCAGAUAUUGGGUCGGCGCUUCUUCGGACACGCUGCUGUAUCAUGUGAGGAAAACAAAAAAACAAGGCUUCCUCCAUUCAUUUACUGUUUUCCCCGGUGAUAAUAAACAUUCCCAAACAGA
Varroa destructor (honeybee mite) is the source of this 6660-nucleotide messenger RNA. RefSeq lists its product as uncharacterized. Gene Ontology annotation, molecular function: proteasome binding. Lineage: Eukaryota; Metazoa; Arthropoda; Arachnida; Mesostigmata; Varroidae. The record is from RefSeq and is a predicted model, not a curated record. Gene Ontology annotation, biological process: proteasome localization; nuclear protein quality control by the ubiquitin-proteasome system. Gene Ontology annotation, cellular component: nuclear membrane; nucleus.